AUGGACAUCUAUGAGAAGCUAAAUCAAAUACAAGACCAAGUGUUUUCACAAUUAGACUUAUUGGUUCAAACAACAGACAUUAAAGAUGAAGAAGAAUACUCAAUUGCUACAUCAACUAUUUUUUCACAAAUCCAUAAAUUACUUCUAACUUUCAAAGACUACCUUCGAAUAGUAAAAUUAAGCAACCCUAAAGCAGCUGAUUCAUCCACUUAUCAAAUUUAUGACUUGAAAUAUAAAUCUUUAAAAUCAAAACUAAAAUUUUUAGAAAUUUAUAUAAACGAUACACGAGAUAGAAAUUUACAAGAAUGGAGAUUAGAUCAUUUCAAUCUAACUGACUUAUCAUCAAUUGGGAACGAAUCCACAGAGUCUCAAAUGAGAGAAGAAUUAUUUUCAAAUAGAUCGUUACAAAAAGCCAAUGAAAAGUCAAUCGCUCAACAAAUUCAAGAACAGAACAACAAAAUCACAUCCUCAUUACAAUCUUCGAGAGAUUUAUUAUCGGCUUCCAUACUACAAUCUGAAUUAAAUAUUGAUUCAAUUGAUCAACAAACGAAAGAUUUGGCGAAAUUAAAUGAGAAUUUUAUUCAAUUUAGUGAUUUAUUAAAUAAACUGAAGGGUAUAAUUAAAUUUAUUGAGAAACAAGAUAAGCAAGAUAGACAAAGGAUUUAUUUGAGUGUUGGGUUUUUUUUAUUAUGCUGCUCUUGGGUCAUUUAUAGAAGAGUGUUACGAAGACCAAUAAGAAUCUUGUUAUGGUCUUUCUUCAAAAUUUUUAACAUAUUUGGCUGGUUGUUGAGUUUUGGAAAGAAAAGUCUGAAUGUUGAAGAAAGAGAUUUUACCGCUUCAUUGAUAGCGACAUCACAUGCAACAGUUGCUGACGCAUUUUCUGCUACGUUGAUCACUACUGUAUCUGAAAUUUUAGAAGCUACUAUUUCAGCGGUAUUGACAGAUGGACUAGCAGAUUGA
This is a messenger RNA of Lodderomyces pseudojiufengensis, 960 nucleotides long. RefSeq names its product Sec20p (gene SEC20). Lineage: Eukaryota; Fungi; Ascomycota; Pichiomycetes; Serinales; Debaryomycetaceae. The coding region runs from base 1 to 960 and encodes 319 amino acids. Gene Ontology annotation, biological process: retrograde vesicle-mediated transport, Golgi to endoplasmic reticulum. Gene Ontology annotation, cellular component: endoplasmic reticulum; SNARE complex. Gene Ontology annotation, molecular function: SNAP receptor activity. The record is from RefSeq and is a predicted model, not a curated record. The transcript has a single exon.